AUUUGAAAGCACUCCUCCCACACUUGCUGGUCUGUUUUCUGUUAAUACCUGUGCUUCCCCUUCUGGCGCCCUCAACCUCUCACAAAAUGGCAUUGAAGCUGCAUCCACACAUGACUGGGUAUCUUUGGUCCUGGGCCUCUUCAAAUCAGGCAAUUUCCACUGGCUGUCAGGGUGAUGCAUGAAAUCCCUAGAGAAGACAGGAAAAGGACCACAGAAGGGAGCCUCCUCAAGUGGGAACCACUGAGAUAAACUCAUUAUCCGUUGGCAGAGAGGGCUUCUCACUCUGUUGCCCAGGCUGGUGUGCAGUAGACAUUCACAGGUGAGAUCAUCAUGCACUGCUGCAUCAAACUCCUGGCCUCAAGUGAUCCUCCUGCCUCAGCCUCCAAAGUAGCUGGGAUUACAGGAGGGAAACUUAUGCACAUGAAGGCUUCCCUUCCUCCAGAGGGAACACUGGAGGCCACUCACCUUCCAGACCACCGAAUUUAACAUCACUCAUGCCAGCUGGAGGAGGCCCCAGAUCCCUUUGGCCAGUAAAGUUUUGGUUGGUGCAGUCUUUGCAAGCCACAUUUGGAACUUUUGAGUCCAUCUUGAGAAGCUCCCAACAUAAACAAGACCUCACAGAGAAAGCUGUGAAGCAAGGGGAGAGUGAGGUCAGCCGGAUCAGUGAAGUGCUGCAGAAACUCCAGAAUGAGAUUCUCAAAGACCUCUCGGAUGGGAUCCAUGUGGUGAAGGACGCCCGGGAGCGGGACUUCACAUCCCUGGAGAACACCGUGGAGGAGCGACUGACGGAGCUCACCAAAUCCAUCAACGACAACAUCGCCAUCUUCACAGAAGUCCAGAAGAGGAGCCAGAAGGAGAUCAACGACGUGAAGGUAAAGGUUGCCUCCCUGGAAGAAUCCGAGGGGCACAAGCAGGAUUUGAAAGCCUUGAAGGAAGCUGUGAAGGAGAUACAGACCUCAGCCAAGUCCAGAGAGUGGGACAUGGAGGCCCUGAGAAGCACCCUUCAGACUAUGGAGUCCGACGUCUACACCGAGGUCCGCGAGCUGGUGAGCCUCAAGCAGGAGCAGCAGGCUUUCAAGGAGGCGGCCGACACGGAGCGGCUCGCCCUGCAGGCCCUCACGGAGAAGCUUCUCAGGUCCGAGGAGUCCGUCUCCCGCCUCCCGGAGGAGAUCCGAAGACUGGAGGAAGAGCUCCGCCAGCUGAAGUCCGAUUCCCACGGGCCGAAGGAAGAUGGAGGCUUCAGACACUCGGAAGCCUUUGAGGCGCUCCAGCAAAAGAGUCAGGGACUGGACUCCAGGCUGCAGCACGUGGAGGACGGGGUGCUCUCCAUGCAGGUGGCUUCUGCGCGCCAGACCGAGAGCCUGGAGUCCCUCCUAUCCAAGAGCCAAGAGCAUGAGCAGCGCCUGGCCGCCCUGCAGGGGCGCCUGGAAGGCCUGGGGUCCUCGGAGGCAGACCAGGAUGGCCUGGCCAGCACGGUGCGGAGCCUGGGUGAGGCCCAGCUGGUGCUCUACGGCGACGUGGAGGAGCUGAAGAGGAGUGUGGGCGAGCUCCCCAGCACCGUGGAAUCACUCCAGAAAGUGCAGGAGCAGGUGCACACGCUGCUCAGUCAGGACCAAGUCCAGGCCGCCCGUCUGCCUCCUCAGGACUUCCUGGACAGACUUUCUUCUUUAGACAACCUGAAAGCCUCAGUCAGCCAAGUGGAGGCAGACUUGAAAAUGCUCAGGACUGCCGUGGACAGUUUGGUUGCAUACUCCGUCAAAAUAGAAAGCAACGAGAACAACCUGGAAUCAGCCAAGGGUUUACUAGAUGACCUGAGGAAUGAUCUGGAUAGGUUGUUCGUGAAAGUGGAGAAGAUUCACGAAAAGGUCUAAAUGAAUUGUGUGUGCAGGGUGCGGAUUUAAAGUCCAAUUUCUCAUGACCAAAAAAUGUGUGGUUUUCUCCCAUGUGUCCCCCACCCCCCAAUUUCUUGUCCCCUCUUGAAGAGCAGUUGUCACCACCUGAACACCAAGGCAUUGUAUUUUCGUGCCCAGUUAAUUUAUUGACAAUGUUUUAAGUUCUCUGCUUCAGAGUUUGGUUAGUUUCCUGAAGCGCAGCCCCUGUGAAUAACAGGUGGCUUUUCAUGGAUGUCUCUAGUCAGAGAAAAAUGAUAAAGGCUUCAAUUGAGGAUUAACAGAAGCAGAUUAACCUCAGAAAUCCUGUCUGGCUGGGAGAUUUCAAGUAAAAAAAAAAAGGUGGUUUUGGGGGACACUUUUAUUUCCAGUUGUCUUUAAGGAAAAUUAAUUUUACUUUUUUUUUUUUUUUUUGUACUUCUGGCCGAAAUUUUUAUGAGAUAUCUCUCACUUGUCUUCCACUUUGAACUGGUUAAAGCUCAUAGCUGUCAGCUCUGAAUGAGGAGGGGAGAAGCCCCUGGGUCUGUCUUUGAAAGGAAUCCGCUACUUGAGGGCCGCCUUCCCCUGUGGUGUGUGGGUCAUUUCUCUUCCUGACACAUCUUAUGAUAUCAGAGGUAACUAUGCAAAGCAUCCAGACGGUUCUGAAUGUGAAGCACUACACCCAGCAGAGUGUCCUCUGUCCCCGCUGCCGUCCCGUGUUCUCUCUCGAGGUCACCAAGGAACACAGGUUUCGGCUCCCAGAAAGGGGAGUCUUUGGGUUCUUUCAAAAAACGCAUUAGGAGAGCUGUCCACAGUGGAAUGGGGGGUCUCCCUGGGGAAUGUAGGCCAGGUCCUUUUAUUUUAACAUGAUGUCCAUGAAGAGGUUUGCUGCCUGGGCAGCCCUGUCUGUCGGCAAGGAGCGUGCAUACUGUGUUUCUGUAAUUGUUUGCUGUAUCUCCCUUCCCUCUGAGCUGUAUUGUUCUUUAAUGGCUGUCUUGCCCUUCCAAAAAAAAUUGAAAAAAAAAAAAAAAAAACCUGAAAAGUACAAAAAAAAAGGUUUUGUUUAGUUUACUGUGAAAUGAACUGUAUGGCUUAUUUACAGUAUUUUUAAUUCUUAAUAAACACUUGAGCUUUGUUAUGA
Molecule: messenger RNA, 3009 nt
Organism: Mandrillus leucophaeus (drill)
Lineage: Eukaryota; Metazoa; Chordata; Mammalia; Primates; Cercopithecidae
Gene: CKAP4
Product: cytoskeleton-associated protein 4
Exons: 4
Coding region: 495-1871 (458 amino acids)
Cellular component (GO): rough endoplasmic reticulum
Source: RefSeq, a predicted model, not a curated record